Paramecium sonneborni is the source of this 1026-nucleotide messenger RNA. The record is from the annotation of a GenBank genome assembly. Lineage: Eukaryota; Ciliophora; Oligohymenophorea; Peniculida; Parameciidae.
AUGAAUUAAUGCAUUAUAUGGAUAAAGUUUUUGUUAAAUAAAUGCUUAACUAUCUUCUAAUAUGCUAAAAUCCGAAACAAUAGUACACAUUAUUAGAUGCAAGAAUUUAAUUAAGUAGAAUUGAACUUAGAUAAAGAUAUUGAUAAUAAUCUAAAAGAAGAAUUAAAAAAAGAAAGUAUUUUUACAUUUUAAAUAUUUUCUAAGAUUAUGAGACUGAAUUAGUGGCCAAUGAUUUGGAUAAUAGAAUAGAAUAACAAAAUUAAUAAUUAAUAGAGAAAUAGGAAAUAAUAGAAGUACUUCCUUAAACUAUUGAUAUAAGCAGUGUUAGAUAAUUUAUAGAAACGACUCCAAAUGUUGAUUUAAAUAAUAUAGAGUUUUUGAUUGAAUUAGGAAAUCAAUCAUUUUAAAUUUAUAAUACAAUUCUAUAUGAUUAUGAAGGAUAUGAAUAACUUGAAGAUAAUUAAGAUGAAUUUAGUUUUUGGAUCAAAUAUAUAGAGACUCCUGAAAAAUUCUAAAUUCAUCAAAUGAGAUAUAAAUAUACACUUAAUACAACUAUUUAGAAAUAUAUUGAAUUUAUGAAAGAUUUAGAAAUGUAAAAAAAACUAGAUACCUCUAUUGAUUAAUUUGAAUAGCAUUAUUCAAAUAGUUAAAUAAGAAUUAAUUAUCUUAGAUAUAAAAAGAUCCUUUUUAUGGAUCCACGUGAUUUUCUAUUUAUAAAUUAUUCAAAAUUUAUUGAUGAAAAUACCUUAUUUGAAAUAAGCAAAUCAAUUGAAAGUGAUGAAUUUUAACCUUUGUAAUUUAUGAUUAAUAUUAUAUAGUAAUCCAUCAACUAAAUCUACAACUAGAGCCUAUUUAUUAUUGAGUGGAAAUUAUAUAAGAUAAAUAGAGGACAAUAAAUUAGAAAUAUUAACAUAUUCUGAAUGCAAUAUGAAAUUAAAAUUAAAACCAAUAAUGACUAAAACAGCAAGCAAAAAUGAGAUUAAGAAAUUAAUAAAAAAGUAUCGUGAUCAUUUUAAUUAGUAAUGA